AUGACUUCCUCAUCUCGCUCGACCGGGAAGCGUCUCCCGAUCAGUUGUCAGGCAUGUCGAACGAGAAAGAUCCGUUGCUCUCGCGAUGGACGUCCGUGUCAAACAUGUGUACGACGAGGUCUCGGUGCUGAGGAUUGUAUCUACCUUGGCCAACCUCGUCUCUCUACAGAACAACCUCAAUCCGGAGACCCAAAUGUUCAGAAUGAAUUGUUAUCGCGAAUCAGAAACCUAGAGGGUCUUCUCCAAAAACAAGUGAACUCACAAGCUGGGACCCCAGUUGGAGCUCCGAAUUCUCCACUGGGUGCUCUUAGUGCCACCGGGAGUUUCUCGGAGUCUGAUGUCGGCGGAGGAUUGGAUUCGUGGGACUUCCGGAGCCCUAUGUUGGGCAAUAUUGGUAAGCUUCGCACAUCCCCUUCGGGCCAUGUCCGCUAUGUACCGCUCGCUUCGCAGUGGGAAUCGGUGGUUGCCAAAAGCCCCGCUGCGGAGUGUUUGCGGGACUCCGAUGCCGAUAUAGCAGACGAUGAUGAUCUACAAAUACCAUUGGCCCGGAAUGGGAAUGUUUCCCGGACCGAGCUUUUGGCUCUACUACCACCUGGUCGGUAUUGCGAUAACUUGAAAGAAGUUUAUUUCAAAGUUUUUUCACCGAUUUUCCAUAUUCUUCAUGACUUGACCUUUGAGGCCGAGUAUCAACAGUUUUGCCAUGACCCUGGUAGUGUUUCUACCUCAUGGCUGGCUCUUUUGUUCGCAAUCCUGGCCAUCGCUAUCAGCGCCUUAAACGACGACGAUCCACUUCUGUCCGACCUUGGUCGAGAGAGAACAGUCAGCCGAAACAUCAAAGCGUUAUCAGCACGUUACCGAUCUGCUGCACUCCAAUGCCUGGCUGCAGAUGGAGUGAUGACGAGGCACUCUAUCAACUCACUUCAAGCAUUAGUGCUAGUCAGUUAUGCCCGACUUCACCGCGGCCUACCAUUCUGGACCCUUCUCGGACUUACACACCAUGUUGCCAUCUCCAUGGGCUGUCACAUCGACCCAGAGCGAUUUUUCCUUGGUCCCAUUGAGCGCGAAGAAAGACGACGAGUAUGGGCUGGGUUGAUGAUGCUCUACACCAUCCAAAAUACAUCCUUUGGCAGUCUCGAGCAACAGCUACUCACCCAGGAUGUGAGAAUGCCAGCUGAUAUAGAUGAUAUUGAUCUUCUCACUGGACCAAGUGUCCCCAUGACUUCAGAUCCAUCUUCCUCCCCCUCUUCCGGUCGACCUACACAAAUGACCUACCUCCUCCUGAAUUUCCGACUACACAAACUUUCCAACAAGAUCUGCGAAACAAUAUUUACCUACCCUCAGGUGUCUCACUUUUCCAUUGCUCAACUUGAAGCUGAACUCAUGGCCUUCCGUGAGCUGUGCGAUGCGCGAUAUCAAGUCGAUAUAAAUCCAGAUCCUCUACCAGUACAUCACCAAGCCAACCUCAACAUCCUCCACAGUCAAGUUCACCAGCUUGUUCUCCUCCUCCUCCGACCUAAUCUAUGCCGCUUGCUUCAAGGCGAAAUCACUCCUGAGACGUGCGACUCUCGCGCGAAAUGCAUGACGUCCGCCAAAGCAGCCCUAUCUAUUUUCCAAAAUAUGCUUGAAAGCUCACAGUUUGCCCCUUAUAAGUGGUAUACUAGCGGCCUGGGUAGCUUCAAUGCCUUUCAUGCAGCAGUCGUUUUGGCAGUUGGCCUUCUGAACUCAGAGAGCCAAGCCAAGUUCGAUGAAACCAAAGAGAUGCUGAGUAAAGCAUUGGACAUGUUUGCCUCUCUCUCAGUGAGAAGUACGUUUUGCAGCAAGGCGGUUCCUAUCGUCCGACAGAUAAUUGAUAGCAUCUCCACUCAAUAUCAUCAAGUUCAACAGCAGCAACAACAACAUCAGCAGCAGCAAUCUCAAGCCCAGCUUCAGUCUCAACAAACACAAGCGCAAAUGUUCGCUGCAUUGGCACCUACUAUGUCCAACGUUAACGUGCCCGAUAGCUUCAUGUUGCCUCACUCGCAAUCUAAUUCGCCUGUACCAACUGUCGCGUCUUCUUCGAGUGACCCGACAAUGCAGUCGAGCUUUGCCAUGAGUAUGCAUCCUCAACAUUGGAUUGGUCCCACUUCAGUUCCAUGGGAUACAUUGGGGUCUGGCAUGCAAUAUGCAUUCGAGUCUGAUGUGGUAUAA
Molecule: messenger RNA, 2187 nt
Organism: Penicillium angulare
Lineage: Eukaryota; Fungi; Ascomycota; Eurotiomycetes; Eurotiales; Aspergillaceae
Product: Zn(II)2Cys6 transcription factor
Exons: 3
Coding region: 1-2187 (728 amino acids)
Biological process (GO): DNA-templated transcription; regulation of DNA-templated transcription
Cellular component (GO): nucleus
Molecular function (GO): zinc ion binding; DNA-binding transcription factor activity, RNA polymerase II-specific; DNA binding
Source: RefSeq, a predicted model, not a curated record